GGACCUGGGCUGAUCAGAGUCUGCAGCCCCCAGCCUUCCCUCUACUGUGGCAGUGAAUGCUGCUCCUGCCUGCUUGUGAGAGUGUGUAUGUGUGUGUGUGCGUGUGUGUGGAAGCCAGAAGGAGAGGCAGAGCUGGUGUGUGUCUCUGAGACUCGGAUGCGGGGAGAGCAGUGAGAAGCCAAUCCACUGGCGCCUUUCCAGUGGAGAGAGUGAGUCCGGCGACCGUACAGCGACGCACUUAUGCUGACCGGGAGUCCACCAGCAGCCACACACACACACACACACAAGCACAAACAGAGCCUGUCAGAAGCGCACGAGGAUGGGAGGAGGAUGGAGGGAGACCUGCCGUAGUAGUGUGCUGCUGAGAGGGUCCAGGGGAGGAGCAUGUUCUGACAGAGAUGCCACUGGAGAUGGAGAAGACACCCGUCACCAAGCUCAUGUAUGACUUCCAGAGGAACUCCACCUCGGACGACGACUCUGGCUGUGCUCUGGAGGAAUACGCCUGGGCCCCACCUGGCCUCAGCCCAGAACAGGUGCAUCAGUACUACAGCUGCUUACCGGAGGACAAGGUCCCCUAUGUUAAUAGUCCAGGAGAGAAAUAUCGCAUCAAACAACUACUUCAGCAGUUGCCCCCACAUGACAAUGAGGUGCGCUACUGCAACACUCUAGACGAGGAGGAGAAACGGGAGCUGAAGCUCUUCAGUAACCAGCGGAAGAUGGACAACCUGGGGAGGGGUAGUGUGCGUCCUUUCCCCCUCAAUAUCACCGGGGCCGGCUGUGAGCAGUGCGGUGGCCAAAUCAACGGAGGGGAAAUCGUAGUGUUUGCUGCCCGGACCGGCCAUGGCCAGUGCUGGCAUCCCCAGUGCUUUGUGUGCAACAUGUGCGAGGAACUGCUGGUGGACCUCAUCUACUUCUACCAGGACGGAAAAAUCUUCUGUGGCCGGCACCACGCUGAGCGGCUGAAGCCCCGCUGCUGUGCCUGCGAUGAGAUCAUCUUUGCUGACGAGUGCACCGAGGCGGAGGGCCGGCACUGGCACAUGAAGCACUUCUGCUGCUUCGAGUGUGAGACGGUGCUGGGGGGUCAGCGCUACAUCAUGAAGGACGGCCGCCCGCACUGCUGCAACUGCUUCGAGUCCCUCUACGCCGAGUACUGCGACGCCUGCGGCGAGCACAUAGGGAUUGACCAAGGUCAGAUGACCUAUGAUGGACAGCACUGGCACGCGACAGAGGAGUGCUUCUGCUGCGCCCGCUGUAAGCGCUCCCUGCUGGGCCGCCCCUUCCUCCCCAAGCAGGGCCAGAUCUUCUGCUCACGCUCCUGUAGUGCCGGACAGGAACCGAACGAAUCAGACUCUUCGGACUCUGCCUUCCAGAGCGCCCGGUCCCGGGAGUCCCGCCACAGCACCAAUGUUGGGAAAAAGGAACGUCGGAAUGCGAGCCAGGAACGACGGAACGCUGAGGCCCGGCAGCCGGCCCCCACGCCCAUGCCCGACCGCAUGUCUGCUGAGAUAGACCCCCUCUCCGUCCAGAUGGACCGCCUGAGCGUGUCCUCCGGCCCGACGCCCAGCAGGACCCCUUGCCGAACCCCGAGCCGCACUCCCAGCCGCGCCCCCAGCCUCAACCAGGUGUGGAUGAGCAGGGAUGAGGCGUACCCUUCUGCUGCCUAUGAGAGCGCCAAGCGGGAACCCUCUCCCACUCCCACACCCAUACAGAUGCUGGGCCAAUGUAAUCCCAGACAGGGUUACAACCCCAACUCAAACCCUCACCCACCCACCCAGAGCCCCGUCAACCCAGGGAAGAGGCCUGAUUCCUGGGGGAAGGAACAAGGCAACACCAAGAGAACCCCUAUGGCCGCCCUGAGAGGCCAAUCCUUCAACGAAAACUGGAUCCAUCACAGCCAGGACGAGUUCCGGCCCACCAAGCUCCGCACCCAGAUGAGCUUCAACGAGGUGUCCAGCCAGGGCCAGGGCAUCUCAGACAAGAGGAGCAUCAGCCUGCAUGGCUUCCAGAGGGCGAACCGGCCCCCACUGAUUCGGAGGAACCCCAUCAAUGGCAUGAGUUUCCAAGAAACCCUUACUCCUCUUGAACAGACUCCUCGCGGAUCCAUGGAUUCCCUGAUCACAUCCAACGCCGCAGGUAACUCUCUGGACGGGGUCAGUAAGCGGCAGGAGCAUCUGUCCAGAUUCUCUAUGCCUGAUCUGAGUAAGGACUCGGGCGUGAAUGUGUCUGAGAAGAGCCACAUGGGCACCCUCAGCUCCUCCAUGCAGUUCCACAGCACAGAGUCCCUCUCCUCCUCCCGUCUGUAUGGGAACAUGGACGCUGCACUGAGGGUGGGCUACCCCCUGCAGUACUGGGACCCCUCCCGGCCCCUGGCCUUCAACGCCAACGGUCACGCCGGUCUGAUGGGCAGCAGCGGAAACAUACGCAUGUCAUCCAUGAGCGAGAGAACCCCUCGCCGGCACCCUAACGGGCAGGAACCCGUAUCCCAGCAACAGCAACCGCAACCGAGGAGCCGCAAGCACCGCCGCGGUAACCACGGUAACAGCCAGCACCGCAGCGGACGGCACCACAAGCGCUCCCGCCGCUCCCGCUCUGACAACGCCCUGCACCUGGUGGCCGACCGGCCCGCCCACGUGGCGGAGCCGCCGCACCGCCGCGUGCAGGAGGACUACGACCGCUUCCCCAGCGGCCACGCCGCCAGGGAGCUGCUGCUGGGCCUGGCGCCGGGCGCCUACAGGCAGCAGCAGCAGCACCGGCCCUGCCCCCGCACCACCUCGGACCUCACCCUGCAGAACGCGGGCUGGCAGCCGCAGGGCCCGGGCCCGGGCCAGGGCGGGCCGCUCUGGGCCGAGGGCUACCGAGAGGGGGCGGACCCCUGGUGCUCGAGCUGCUCCUCCAGCUCCGAGUCGGAGGAGGACGACGCCUACUUCCAGGGGGAGGCCAUCCCGCGGCCCGUGCAGCUGCGCUACAUCAACAACGAGGAGCUCCGGCACCGCUACAGCCCUUCCGGGAUGCCGGGCCACCACGCGCCCCUGCAUGGACCCCUCCACGGGCAGAUGCACACCCGCCAAAGGAGAAAGAGCAAGAACUGUGCCAUCUCCUAGAUGUGAGGGAGAGGAUGCGGGGACUGGAGAGCGGGAGAGAGAAGGAUGUGUGGGAGGGAGCAGGGAGUGGGAUGUGUAAGAGAGAUGGUGGACAGGGACUGCGUGUACAGUAAAAUGGAGAGAAACUGAGGGUGGAGCGGAUGAUGAAGAAAGGAAAUGGCAGAUUCCUGCCGUUUGUGAUCUAACACAACUCUUGUUUGUGUACACCUACAAAGUAUGACGUUAUCGCGAGAAGAGGGGUUACACAGCAGACUCAAAUCAAGGGACAGCUAAAUAAGGAUCUGUUUGAUCGGUAAUCGUGCAUAUAGUCUGGUCUGGUCUCAAAUAACUGGCUAAUGUGUGUGCGUGUGUCUGUGCGUGUGUGUGCGAGAGAGAGUUUAUACCCUUUGCACCAGAGAGUCCUUUCAACAUGUCAAAAGGGGAGUUUUUUGUAUCACUGUAGAACCUGGGCUGUGUUGGCCAGCCUCUGCUCACAGGCCAGUGCUCUGAACACAUUGGCGUAAACCUACCGAGAGGAGAACACAUCGAGAGAUAUCGUGUUGGAAUAGUGAAAGCUGUGCGAUAUGAAUGGAGAAAACUGUGGGGUAGGUACUGAGCUGCGACUUAGUUUGCCCCAGUGGAAUCCAAAAGCUGCUGGAAAAGUGUUGGCUCGCAGACCAAGUUAUCACCUUAUGUAAAUAGUCUGUUACACCAUGUGCUCUACAUAGACUGCUCUCCAUGCUUUACCAAUGGCAGGUCGCUAGAUAGGCCUCAACUCCUUGUUCUAUCAGGCAAAGUAACGUCAGGUACGGUCCUGUCUUCUUUUCUUCAACAUACUUCUUUUUUUAAUACUUAUUAUUUUUAGUUGGAUAAAUAAAGGACAAAUUAAUAGUGACAAUAAAUUAUCGAUACCUGUUUAAUGUAUAUAAAGUAAACAAAAAUAGAAAUAAAAAUGUCUUUAAAGUAUUGGAUGUGGUAAUGUAAAUGUUAUGUACAUAUUGUCUUACAUAUUUAUAUAAAUAUAUUUUGUAACUUAAGAAUCCUUAUUUGUAUAAGACAGGGUAGAGAUAGGAGGAUUUGCAUGUACCUUUUAAUGUUGUCGUCCUAUAUGGAAAUAAAGUGUAUUACAAUGAAUAACCAGAAGGGUGCCAGUUAAUGUCCAAGCUUACUGGUAUGUGGUUGUUGAAAACAGCGGUUGGUAAAGUGAUCGAAAGACCCUUUUCAAUGUCAGGUGUCUACCCUCUCUUCAUCAACUUCCUGCUCAACUCAACCCACAUGAAAAUAAAAUGGAUCAUCACAUGUUGCGCAAUACCAUGGUUUCUAGCAUAAGCAUUUACCUUCUGAAAUUGAAUAAACCAUAUAUGGUGAAUGUGAUUCACUAAUACUAUAAAGAUAUACAAAAUGCCAUUUUUGGUGCAUCUUCUUUAUAAAACACAGAGACACAACUAAGAUCUGGACAUUUGAACUGGGCUUUACAAAAACACACACACACACACACACACACACACACACACACACACACACACACACACACACACACACA
Gadus macrocephalus (Pacific cod) is the source of this 4623-nucleotide messenger RNA. RefSeq names its product prickle-like protein 2. NCBI's taxonomy places the organism in Eukaryota, Metazoa, Chordata, Actinopteri, Gadiformes, Gadidae. Gene Ontology annotation, molecular function: zinc ion binding. The record is from RefSeq and is a predicted model, not a curated record. The coding region runs from base 399 to 3101 and encodes 900 amino acids. The transcript is spliced from 10 exons.